CAACCUGCGCUUACCAGCGCCAAGAGUCCCGCACGAGUCCGGAGUCGCCAUGAGCCCAUGGCGGCGCUUGGGGAUCUCCUUUGCGUGAAGGCGGUGCCGCUUCAGGUCAAGGUGGAAGAUGGGUCUCGUGCUAGCCGAGCGCGGAGCCUGCGCCCGGCGCUGAGCUUCGGCGCGUCUAGAGGAGCCGAGGCGCUGUGCGGCGGCAGCCUUAGGCUGACAGGUGAGGAGCUGCUGCCUCCCGUGCGCAGGAACAGGCCGCUGCUCCCGCGCCUGCGGGCGGCAUCGCUGGAGCCCCUCUCGCGCCAGGCCGCGCGCCACUGCUUAGAGCCCUUGCCGCCUUGGGAUGUCCUUGGCCCGUCUGGUGACAUCCAGCUUUUGGGCCAAAGUCAGCUCGAUUCACCUGCGCCAGCCCCUCCGCGCCCAGCCUUUGAGGUGGACGAGGAUCCCUGGCCAGACAGGAGCAGUUCGGAGACCUUGCAGAGCGUGAGUCCUGAAGCCUUGGCAUUGCAGGGAGACGCCUUUAGCUUCGUGGAGAACUGCACGCCGGAGGACUCUGGCGACGAAGAUGCUGUGGAGACGGCAGGCGAAGACGGCGAGGAUGGCGAGGAUGGCGAUGAUGAAGCAGAGGACUGGAGGGAGACAGAAGCAACCGAAGCAACCGAAGCGGAAGACCUAGACGAGGACAUGGAUGUCCCUGACGGAGAAUUUGACGAGGAGAAUGAAGAUGGAGGCCCAAUUGGGCUGGCCCACGACUCAGACGGCGAUCAGCCGGGGGCCACUCUGCAAGAUGAAGGCCAGUGCGACGAAGAGGAGGCACCGCGACCAGUGUCCAGAGAGACGCCAGUGGUGGACGAGCUCGUGAUUGUGAAUGCUACAAUGCCUGUGAUUAUCGACCGGCCAAAGAAGAAAAAGAAGAAGAAGAAGCGAAAAAAGAAGACCAAAAGGAGCCAAAGUCUAAAGUUCGUGGAGGAGGUGGACAAGAAGCCGCCGGUGCCGCGCUUCCCCCAUCCCAAGGAUGCCAAGGAUCCCAAGGAGCCGUUGGCGCCGACACCAGCAGCACCUCCCUUGGCUACGCCGGAGCAGAAAGUACCCUUGCGCGAGCGAUUCGCAAAGCACCUGCUGCUGGGGAGAUUUCCGAAGCGCCGGCCUUCGGUGAACACAGACACCGAGACUGAGGCUGAGAAGCCACAAGAGACAGAAACCGAGGCGCCCACGGAGACCGAGGGGGCGACGGCGACGCCCCCUCCGCAGCCUCGCCGCUUCUUCGCUCGCCGGAAGAAGCCACAGCCACAGCCAGAGCCGGAGCCGCGGAGGCGGAGGGAGAAAGAAGAGCCACAGAGUGAUGCGGAGAAGACGUCCGGGCUGGCGCUCGUGGUGAAGGCGAUGCCGCGGCUUCGUCGGGUGGUGGCAGUGCCGAAAGUCAGCUGGAAGGAGCCGGUGGACUCCAGCCUCUUGAGCUUGGGCUCCCUCUACUUCUCCUUCAGCUCCAUGCGGGGCCCGGAGGGCCAGAAGGUGUCUUUGCAGAACCGAGACAAAGUGGUGAAAACGUUGCACGAGUUGAACAGCAAGGUGGCCGUGCCCAUUUGCCGGCACUUUGGGCUCCGCUUCAACUUCUUUUCGGAGCACCAUCCACAGGCGAAGAAGGCAGGCGUGACCUGCAAGGAGCCCCUGAUCCUUCGGAAACAGGGGCCAGAUGGCACGGAAGUGCAGGAGACCCGGUACUUGGUGACCAUCCGCUUGCGCCUUCGGCUCCAUCCAACCAAGGGUGACCCGCAGACUGACUUCAUCUCUCACGGCACACAGAUCGCUGUGCUCCUGCAUGAGCUUUGCCAUCUUAAGCACAUGAACCACGGGAAGGACUUUAUGCUUUUCCUGCGCGACAUCUUUGCUUUCGCUUGCAAGUCAGGGGUGUUCGAGAAGGGCGAGGUGAAUGAGAUCCCUUCGCCUUGGCAGCAUGCCCAGCAGCCACCAGGGCAGCCAUGGGAGAAUGCAAUUUUCCAGCGCGCCGGCGACGUGUCCGAUGAAGAGCUGCUGCGGCUCUUCGCGGAGCAUCGGGCUGCCCAGCGCCAGGAGCGCACGCCAGACAAGGAGGACCCGAAGGAGGCGAGCGAGGCGAUCAGCACCUCAGCCUCGGAUGGCGCGCGCACGCCACCGCCACCGCCAGGAAGCCCACGGCCUCCGAAAGCGCUUUCCCUGGUGUCGGCCUUCGGGGUCGAAGGCUGCGCCGAUGGCUGUUGCUCACCUCCGGAAGGUCCUACGGAGAUCGCCUACGGUGAGGACAGCGAGAGGGGCGAAAGCAGAUCUGGCUUCACGCCCUCCCCCUGCAAGCUGCCGUCCUUGGCGCCCUCACCGCCGGCACCGCCCCCGCCGCCGCCUCCGGUGAGAAGCGUGACGCGCCUGCCGCCGCUAUGAGCUGACGGUUUCGUGUUGAGAAGCCUUCUGGUUUCCCAUGCUGUACGUGUUCAUACGUGUUCGUGCUUGUGUUGCU
Messenger RNA from Effrenium voratum, 2488 nucleotides. Lineage: Eukaryota; Dinophyceae; Suessiales; Symbiodiniaceae. The record is from the annotation of a GenBank genome assembly.